AUGCAUCGGCGACACACCACCCUUCGGGAGAAAGGGAGGAGGCAGGCCACCCGAGGCCCAGCCUAUAUGUUCAGCGAGAAAGGCACCAACUUGACACCUGAGGAAGAACGUUUCUUGGACUCAGCAGAAUAUGGCAACAUCCCAGUGGUACGGAAAAUGCUAGAGGAAUCCAAAACAUUGAACUUCAAUUGUGUUGAUUACAUGGGACAAAAUGCCCUACAACUGGCAGUUGGCAACGAACAUCUGGAAGUAACCGAACUUCUUCUAAAGAAAGACAAUCUAGCAAGGGUUGGAGAUGCCCUUUUGUUAGCCAUAAGUAAAGGAUAUGUACGGAUUGUGGAAGCGAUAUUGAACCAUCCAGCCUUUGCACAAGGGCAGCGUCUUACUCUAAGCCCACUCGAGCAAGAAUUACGAGAUGAUGAUUUUUAUGCUUAUGACGAAGAUGGGACACGCUUUUCCCAUGACGUUACACCUAUUAUACUUGCUGCUCAUUGCCAGGAAUAUGAAAUUGUCCAUAUAUUGCUACUGAAAGGGGCACGGAUAGAAAGACCCCACGACUACUUCUGUAAAUGCAAUGAAUGCACUGAGAAGCAAAGAAAAGACUCAUUCAGUCAUUCUCGAUCAAGAAUGAAUGCCUACAAGGGAUUAGCAAGUGCGGCUUAUUUGUCUCUAUCUAGCGAAGACCCUGUUCUUACCGCUUUAGAACUAAGCAAUGAACUGGCAAGACUAGCCAACAUCGAGACGGAAUUCAAGAAUGAUUAUAGGAAGUUAUCUAUGCAAUGCAAGGACUUUGUGGUGGGCAUACUGGAUCUCUGCAGAGACACAGAAGAAGUGGAGGCUAUUCUGAAUGGAGAUGUGAAUGUACAGACAUGGCCUGAACAUCCCCGUCCAAGUUUGAGCAGAAUCAAGCUGGCCAUUAAAUAUGAAGUCAAAAAGUUUGUUGCCCACCCCAACUGUCAGCAGCAACUGCUCACCAUGUGGUAUGAGAACCUCUCAGGCUUACGUCAGCAGUCAGUUGCUGUGAAAUUCUUGGCUGUCUUCGGAGUUUCCAUAGGCCUUCCAUUCCUCGCCAUAGCAUACUGGAUAGCUCCCUGCAGCAAGCUGGGACGUACCCUUCGGAGCCCAUUUAUGAAGUUUGUGGCACAUGCUGUUUCUUUUACCAUUUUUCUCGGACUGUUAGUAGUGAAUGCUUCAGACAGAUUUGAAGGUGUCAAGCUGCUUCCCAAUGAAACUGCCAUGGAUCACCCCAAACAAAUAUUUAGAGUGAAAACAACACAGUUCUCGUGGACAGAAAUGCUAAUCAUGAAAUGGGUUUUAGGAAUGAUAUGGUCUGAAUGCAAAGAAAUCUGGGAAGAAGGCCCCCGUGAAUAUGUUCUGCAUCUUUGGAACUUGCUGGAUUUUGGGAUGCUGUCUAUCUUUGUAGCUUCCUUUACUGCCAGAUUCAUGGCUUUUCUCAAAGCCUCAGAAGCACAACAAUAUGUGGAUCUCUUUGUCCAAGACAAUGACCUCAACAAUGUCACCCUUCCUCCUCAGGUUGCCUACUUUACAUAUGCCAGGAGCAAAUGGCUUCCCUCAGAUCCUCAGAUCAUAUCAGAAGGACUAUAUGCAAUAGCGGUGGUACUCAGUUUCUCACGGAUUGCUUACAUUCUCCCAGCCAAUGAAAGCUUUGGCCCUCUCCAAAUUUCUUUGGGAAGAACUGUGAAAGACAUCUUCAAGUUCAUGGUCAUCUUUAUCAUGGUGUUUCUCGCGUUCAUGAUUGGGAUGUUCAACCUUUAUUCAUACUACCUGGGUGCAAAAUAUAACCCAGCAUUUACAACGGUAGAAGAAAGUUUUAAAACUUUAUUCUGGUCCAUAUUUGGCUUGUCUGAGGUAAUAUCAGUGGUGCUGAAAUAUGAUCACAAAUUUAUUGAGAAUAUUGGAUAUGUGCUGUAUGGAGUUUAUAAUGUCACCAUGGUGGUUGUCCUCCUCAACAUGUUAAUAGCCAUGAUCAACAAUUCUUAUCAGGAAAUUGAGGAAGAUGCAGACGUGGAGUGGAAAUUUGCUCGCGCUAAACUCUGGCUUUCCUAUUUUGAUGAGGGAAGGACUCUACCUGCUCCUUUUAAUCUAGUGCCAAGCCCUAAGUCCUUUUAUUAUCUCAUAAUGAGAAUAAAAAUGUGCCUCAUAAAACUCUGCAAAUCUAAGGCCAAAAACUGUGAAAAUGAUCUUGAGAUGGGAAUGUUGAAUUCCAAGCUACGAAAAGUUCGUUUCGAGUCAAGUACUCCAAAAUCAGACUUUACUCUGAAGAAUGCCUACAACAAACCCACCAGAUACCAGGUGGCAACACUACUUCCCAAUGGAUUCUACCACCUUGGCCAUCUCCAGCAUAUAAAAAUAAUGAAGAGACUAAUCAAGCGAUAUGUUCUGAAAGCUCAAGUGGAUCGAGAGAACGAUGAAGUCAACGAAGGAGAACUUAAGGAAAUUAAGCAAGACAUUUCAAGUCUCCGCUAUGAGCUUCUUGAAGAGAAAUCCCAAGCAACAGGAGAAUUGGCAAGAUUAAUUCAGCAACUAAGUGAUAAAUUUGGAAAGAAUUUAAAUAAGGACUUUUGA
This is a messenger RNA of Candoia aspera, 2586 nucleotides long. RefSeq names its product transient receptor potential cation channel subfamily C member 7 (gene TRPC7). Gene Ontology annotation, biological process: calcium ion transmembrane transport; regulation of cytosolic calcium ion concentration; single fertilization. The transcript is spliced from 12 exons. Bases 1 to 2586 code for a protein of 861 amino acids. Gene Ontology annotation, cellular component: cation channel complex; plasma membrane. Gene Ontology annotation, molecular function: protein binding; inositol 1,4,5 trisphosphate binding; store-operated calcium channel activity. NCBI's taxonomy places the organism in Eukaryota, Metazoa, Chordata, Lepidosauria, Squamata, Candoiidae. The record is from RefSeq and is a predicted model, not a curated record.